Molecule: messenger RNA, 442 nt
Organism: Ambispora gerdemannii
Lineage: Eukaryota; Fungi; Glomeromycota; Glomeromycetes; Archaeosporales; Ambisporaceae
Source: the annotation of a GenBank genome assembly
AUGUUAAAUUGUUUAUUUGGUGAUAGAGAUUUGUUAAUCGACUUAGUAUUACUCGAUUACGAAGACUGCUCGAAAGGGCCAGGAUUGACUGAAUUGCUUGAAUCUGGGAAGCUUUGGGAGGACUACUUUCGUCCGUUUGAAUGGAUGGCACGGGAUUAUAGCUAUCAAGUAAAAGUAAAACAUUUGUUGGACGGAAUCAAUAAUCUGCAAAAAUCUCGCCUUAGAAACACGAGGAAUUUGGAAGUCGCUGAAAAAGAGCUACGACUUGGAUCAUUUUCUGAAAAAUCUGAAAAGGUUCAUAUUCAUCCAUUUAUUGAUGGUAAUGGGCGUGUUGGUCGUUCAAUUAUGGCAUAUUAUCUCGUCCGCAAUGGUUAUCCACCUAUUGUUUUCCAGCAUAAUGCACCGGGUUUCUUAGCAAUUUGCUUGUUUAUGGCACAAGCAG